Messenger RNA from Symbiodinium sp. CCMP2456, 1833 nucleotides. Lineage: Eukaryota; Dinophyceae; Suessiales; Symbiodiniaceae. The record is from the annotation of a GenBank genome assembly.
AUGACUCCGUCCUUCUGUUUUCUUACGGUACACAACUCGAGUUCGGGCGCACAUUCUCGCUUUGGGCAGGUCGUGACAGCGCUGCCACUGAAUGGAGGCAUCUACAACCUCCUUCUCAAUUCUUCUACCAAGCAGACAGCGUCCGUUGCUGCCUGCCUUACCAUCUUGUCGUACACAGCCACGGGUGUUGUUUCUUCAGUGAGUGCCGCAGACUACUUGAAGUGUUCGCCUAUGUUCAGCUCCAUCGAAAGCGUGCCGACAGCAAUCUGCAUUCUCGGCUUCUUCGCGGGAUGUAUGCUAAUGGGUAUGCAGGAGAGCUCAGCAGUGGCUUCAAUGCUUUUUGUCUUCCAUCUGUCUGUUUUCUUUAUCCUGGGGACAUUUAGUGUUAUCUUCCUCCAGGAUGCAGGGCUGGGUCAGCUUUACGACAACCUGAACUGGGAGAGGCAGCCUCCUUUCUGGAACUCGAUAUUCUUCGGAUUCUCAUCAGCCAUGCUGGGAGUUUCCGGCUUCGAAACAUCGGCGAAUUUUGUCGAGGAGCAGAAACCAGGUGUCUUUCCAAAGACACUCAGAAACAUGUGGAUGAGUGUCUCUGUGAUUAACGUUGUCCUGCCAAGCCUCGCAGUGGCUGUGAUACCCCUUGACGAACUAACAGGCGAGAAAUCGGCAUACGCACUUGCAUUCCUUGCCGAGCGAGUUGCUGGACCCUUCUUGCGUGACGUUGUGGCAAUUGAUGCACUUCUCGUGCUGGCUGGAUCUGUGUUGACGAGCUAUGUGGGAGUGGUUGGCCUGUUCCAGCGGAUGGCUGGAGAUAGGUGCUUGCCAGAAUUCUUCAGUGAGACGAACUCCUGGAGAAACACUCCGCACUACACCAUCUUGGUCUUCUUUGCUGUGUGCUCAUCCAUGUGUGUGAUGCUGGAUGGCGACAUCACCUUGCUGUCUGCUAUCUACUCCAUCUCCUUCUUGCUAGUCAUGGGCCUUUUUGCAUUUGGUGGCCUGUGGCUCAAAAUCAACCGACCGACUUUGCCACGAGUCAUCAAUGCCCAUCCUGCGUUGUUUGUUUGUGGUCUGCUUUUGGUGAGCUUUGCGUUUACUGCCGUGGUUCUGCUGCACCCGCAGAUGCUGACGUACUUCUACAUCUACUACGGCAUUACGACCACCAUGGUCAUGCUGACCUUCGCAAGGGUUUCCAUCUUCAGAGCAUUUCUGAAUUUGAUGAAGCAGUCCAAGGCGGCUCGAUUUGUGAUUCAAUGGUUCGUGCAGAAGGACAUUGCUCAUGGGUGGGUUCAUCAGAAACUGAAAAGCCUUCAAAAUCAAGGAGUGGUGUAUUUCACGAAGCGCGCAAGCAUGAGCCAGAUCAAUCGAGCUUUACAGUAUAUCGAGGAGAAUGAGGAAGCCAGAUGGGUCAAGGUCAUCCAUUGUUAUACGGACAGGGAGCCAGUACCAGAAAACCUCCAGGAGUAUGUCCAGAUACUGGAUUGCGUCUAUCCUCGCCUUCGUGUCGAUUGUAUUCUCGUGAAAGGCGAGUUCAGCCCGGCGAUGGUGAACUACGUAUCGAAGCGAAUCAACGUCAAGGUCAACUGCAUGUUCAUCAACUGCCCCAAGCAUGAUUUUAAGCAUCCGCUGGACAGAAUGGGUGGUGUUCGUGUCAUCCUGAACUCUGAGAAGCCGGAUCCGUUUGAAAUGGACGCAGGUGCGGCACCAGCCUCGUGGACGUCGCCUCCAUCCGGACCUGACGAUCGACUUUACCUACCAUUGAGAAAGUUUGAUGAAUCAAAGGACCUGCAAAGCAGUCCUCGAGCUGCUAAUGCCGUUGGCAUUGGCGAUUCCAGCUAG